CGGGGCUUAGAAGUCUAUCUCUGGCUGCAUGGCGUGAGCGAGCGGCUAGUGGGCGCGCCCGCUGCGACGUUGCGGAGGCUUCAACAUGGCGGAAGCCCUGACAACUCAGGAGCAGCUGGCUGUAGAGGAGUUCCUGAGUGAGGUGCGGAGCAGGGAGCAGCCUCACAGUGCUGGGCUUGUCUCUCAACCUACAGCUGUUAAGUUUCUUAUGGCCCGCAAGUUUGACGUCUCCAGAGCCAUCGAUCUUUUCCAAGCAUACAAGAACACAAGAAUCAAAGAGGGCAUAAUCAAUAUCAACCCUGACGAGGAGCCCCUACGCUCUGAGCUGCUGAGUGGCAAAUUUACAGUCCUGCCUGGCCGUGACGCAAAAGGUGCUGCUGUAGCACUCUUCACCGCUCGACUUCAUCGACCAGACCUCACCACCCACAAAGCUGUUCUCCAGGCCAUCAUCUACCAGCUAGACAAAGCCAUAGAGAGUGUUCAAACUCAAAGGGAUGGGCUCAUAUUUAUUUACGACAUGACCAACUCCAGUUAUGGAAAUUUUGACUAUGAGCUCUGUGUCAAGAUUCUCAAUUUGCUCAAGGGGGCCUUUCCAGCUCGUUUAAAAUGUGUCUUCAUUGUGUCCUCACCUCUUUGGUUUCGAGCACCUUUCGCGGUUCUUCGCCUCUUUGUACGCGAGAAGCUGAGAGAAAGGGUCUGCACAGUGAAAGCUCAUGAGUUGGCAAGUCAUAUCCCAGUUUCCUCCCUCCCCGAACACCUGGGUGGGACAUCCCAGUAUAACCACGUGGCUUGGAUUCAAUCCUGUGUUAAUGUAAACACAAACAUUGUUCAGGGUGACACAAAAGAACAUGACUGCGUGGGAAGCCUGUUGCGCUCUUAUAGCUUAGAGAAUAGCAACACAAGUGUAGAUGCAACACUGUCCCACGCGCAUAUAAAUACACAAAUAGGUCCUGAGAUAGCUGUGGCUAACUCUAACUGCUAUGAUGAUAGCAACGCAAACCCACACAACCACUGUGUUGUGGAGAGCAGGACUCGAGGCCAAGGCCAGCACCAACAUAGUCCAAAUUCUGCUGCGGACAGAUCGCAAGUGAACCACCAACACUGGAAUGGCUCAGCAGUGAGCGGAGCCAACAUGGCUGUCAUUGGCUCCAGCGCCAAUGCUAACAUUAAUGGUAGUGGCUGCCAAGCUCCUCCCCAAUCAGACACUCCUCCUGAUACACCCCUCUCAAAGAAAACUGAUGGGGCUGUGGUGAGCGGCAAUGAGGGUGUAGAGGAGGAGUAUGAGGAGGGUGAGGAGGAAGGAGUGCCUCCGUUGCCUCAGAAAUCUCAGCCUCGUCCACCCAACCAGCCUUCCUCACAAUCCCCACCGCUGUCCUCAUCUUGGGGUCCUGAUGAUGAGAACCACUGCAUGGAGGUGUCUGUUCACAUGCCAGAGCAGGGAGCCAUGACGGUGCAUGACCUGGUGGAGUAUGUGAAGAGGAAGAAGAAGAGGGGGAUCUAUCAGGAGUAUGAGGAGAUCCGCAAGGAGCCUCCUGCAGGCACCUUUGACUACUCUAAGAAAUUGUCCAAUCAGGUCAAGAACAGGUACAGUGAUGUUCUCUGCCUCGACCAGUCACGAGUUCGACUGUGCCCGCUCUCUAAUGAUGAGGAUGAGACAUCAGAUUACAUCAAUGCUAGUUUCAUGGAUGGGUACAAGAGGAGCAACGCCUACAUCGCUACUCAGGGUCCUUUGCCAAAAACCUUUGCUGACUUCUGGAGGAUGGUUUGGGAACAGAUGGUACUUAUCAUUGUAAUGACCACCAGGGUGGUGGAGCGUGGACGUGUCAAAUGUGGACAAUACUGGCCUCUUGAGGAGGGCAGGACUGAACAGCAUGGAUACUUCUUGGUCAGGAAUACACACAUCCAAGUGUUUCAGGACUUCAAACUGUCCCAUCUUGAACUGUACAACACACAGUCAGGAGAGAGGCGGGAAGUGUGCCACUACCUCUAUGUCAGCUGGCCGGACUUCGGAGUGCCCAAGAGUGCUUCUGCUAUGUUGGACUUCCGUGAACAUGUUCUGCAAAGGAGGGAAGCUGCAGUCCAGACCUUGGGAUCCACCUGGAGAGGGCCACCAGGGGGCCCCCCUGUGGUUGUGCAUUGCAGUGCUGGCAUUGGCCGUACAGGUAAAGACUAGGGAUGCUCUUGGCAGCUAAUUUCU
Oreochromis niloticus (Nile tilapia) is the source of this 2197-nucleotide messenger RNA. RefSeq names its product protein tyrosine phosphatase non-receptor type 9b (gene ptpn9b). Gene Ontology annotation, molecular function: protein tyrosine phosphatase activity. The record is from RefSeq and is a predicted model, not a curated record. The transcript has 12 exons. NCBI's taxonomy places the organism in Eukaryota, Metazoa, Chordata, Actinopteri, Cichliformes, Cichlidae. Gene Ontology annotation, biological process: protein dephosphorylation. Bases 86 to 2173 code for a protein of 695 amino acids.